AUGCCUGUCAAGAGAAUCGCCCAGAUCGUUCACCUUAAGCCCUCCGCCGUGGCAGCUUAUAAAGAAUGCCACGCGAAUGUCUGGCCCGAAGUCCUGCAGCAGAUCAAGGACUGCAACAUUUGCGACUAUUCGAUUUUCUUCGAUAAUGACCGGACGUUGUUUGCCACAUUUAAAUAUGUCGGCGAGGACUUUGAGGACGAUAUGGAGCGAAUGAGAGCGAACCCCAAGGUCAGAGAAUGGUGGGCUAUGACAGACGGGAUGCAGGAGAGCCCCAUCCCCGGAGCUGUUGGCAGUGCCGAAGGGCCUGGGUGGUGGAAGGUCCUUGAUGAGGUCUUCUACACCGAAUGA
Molecule: messenger RNA, 348 nt
Organism: Aspergillus terreus NIH2624
Lineage: Eukaryota; Fungi; Ascomycota; Eurotiomycetes; Eurotiales; Aspergillaceae
Product: L-rhamnose mutarotase
Exons: 3
Coding region: 1-348 (115 amino acids)
Molecular function (GO): racemase and epimerase activity, acting on carbohydrates and derivatives
Source: RefSeq, a predicted model, not a curated record